GCUAGCUGUAGCCCGCUAGCUUGUUGUUAGCUGCGGGCAGAUCUGGUACAGACGGGUUCUGCUCUGCAGCCUGCUCCUCCUGUUUGGAAGUCAUUGUUGUUUUGCAUGUAUUGACCAUGCAAAUUUUAAGUAAUCCGCUGCGAAUAUUUAUUGCUUUAAAUUAUGCUUUCCACGAAUUAUUAAUAUAAGUCUGUAACUUUGGUGAUUAAGAUGAAGGUCAACUGAAUGAAUUUUAUUCCAGUUGAGUUAAUCUGCUGUAUCAUAAUCGGUCUGUUUACUUAAGUGCAGUUGCUUGGUGUAGUAUCGGUUCAUUGCUAAAGAGUCUAGCGCUUGUGUAAGUAAAUAAACAUGGAUAAGAAAUCAUUUGACAUUGUAUUGGAUGAGAUAAGAAAGUGCGUCUUGACCGAUCAGCGGGUCAGAGCCAUUGAGCAGGUGCAUGGCUAUUUCUCCAGUAAGCAGGUGAUGGAAAUAUUAAAGUAUUUCUCAUGGGCAGAACCUCAGAUCAAAGCUGUUAAAGCUCUGCAGCAUAAAAUGGUUGCAAUCCCCACAACAGAAGUUGCAAAUAUACUGAAUUGCUUCACCUUCUCAAAAGACAGACUGAUUGUCUUGGAACUGAUAGCUUUAAACAUUUCGGAUGCUCAGAAUUAUCGGCCUGUAGAGGAUCUCUUUCGCAUACACUUGUCUGAGAAGAAGCGUGCCCGUAGGAUCCUGGAACAGGUCUGUAAGGUUGGCUGCAAGGCUCCCGUAGCAAUGAUCUCCUCCUGUGGAAUAAUACCAGGAAAUCCAUAUCCUAAAGGAAAACCCAGCUUGGUCACUGGGACAUUUCCUGGAAACCCUCCGGUAAAAAAGGAAGGGGAGAAGAAAGAGGACACCUCUAACAAUAUGGAGGGGAAAGGAAUUGCUUCCCGAAUCAUAGGACCAUUCAAACCUUUUCCGUCAACCUACAAUCCUCAUCGACCUGUUCCUUACCCUAUACCACCGUGCCGACCCCACGCCACCAUCGCACCAAGUGCGUACAACAACGCAGGCCUUGUUUCUGUGGGAGGGGUUAUAACAACCAGCGUGCCCCCACCCCCCUACAACUCUACCCACAAAGUAGCAGGUUACAGUAAGCCAGGCAAUCCACAGAACACCACACCUGGAAUCAACAGUGGGCCCCUCCUCAUUCCUCAUGGGUCCACACCAUCUACACCGGUCCCAAACCAGGCUUCUCCUGCUCAGCCUGCUCCAACAACCCCCAUCACGCCAGUUUUCCCAGGCAUGGUGCCCUCUCAUAACCUCAAUGCCCCCUCUCCCUCUCCUGCUCCAUCCCCAUCUGUGAUCAAAGCAGGACCACAGACCCCCACUGGUCAUGCUACACCUACACCCUCUUCUGUUAUUAAAGCCCACACCCCAUCAGGCACCCCUUGUGGAACUCCUGUCCCCGGCAGUGGGGGCUUCUCCUCUUCCCCCUUCCAUGUAAUUUCCCGACCGGGCACCCCUGCUACCUCCCGCAGUGCCCCAGAUUCCCUGUCUCAGACGAACUCCAUGAGCACAACUCAGCAGAAAGUUUAUUCCCAGUCCACAGAACACCAGUCAGGACCAACCUUCCCUAACAUACACCCACAAGCAGGUAAUUCUUCUGGAUCAGUGAUCCGAAGCUACACCCCCUCUGGACCACAGUCUCUUCCCCCUGGACGUUCCACUCCAGGGAUUCCGAGCUGUUCCACCCCAGGCCCCAGUCCUAAACCCUCCCCUGUCCAUUCUGUGCAGGCUCAGGCUGUUGUGGCUGGAGCCCUGAACAGACACAAUGCGGGUAGUAACAGCGGCAGUAACAGCCCUGUACCCUCUGCUUUCAAGGGAACCUCUCGCUCUGGCACACCAAGUUCUGCACAGGCUGCUCUGGUACGUUCCUUGGGCCUCUCACACCCUUCAGGUUCUCCUCAAGUCUCUCUCCCUAGUCCUGUUACUCUCUCCGGCCUCCAAGCGCUGUCUUCGAGCCCUGCACCCUCCCAUUACCCUGGCCUUUCACCUUUUUCCUCCCUUUCCUCGUCUCUGCCUCCUUCAACUGCCCCCUCAUCCAUGCCUCCCACUACCAAGGUUUCUAACCACCCACCGACCUCAAUCUAUUCAGGCUUGGCUCCAAAUGCUGCUCCAAAUGCAGCCUCCCCUUUCGGUCUAGGCCUCACCUCUGCCCCCUCUAUAUUCCCAGGCCUUCCGCCUGGGCCUAGCCCCACUGCCUUCCCUGGACUUGGCGUGUCAGGGGGGCAUGGUGCUGGGAGCCCUGUUUUAUCUUCAUUUAUGGGACUGCCAGGGGCCACUCCAUCUACAGUGGCAUCAGUAGCACCACUGCAAGCAGCAGCAGCAGUCGGGGUUCCAUCAUCUUCACCAGUGUUACCAGGUUUUGCAUCUGCCUUCAGCUCCAACUUCCAGCCUGGGUUGAGCACUGGACUCCAGCCUCCAGGAAGUAGUGGGUUUCCUGGCUUGCUGCCCUUCCCCGGGGUGCCAGGGUUCUCUCCCUCUGCCUCCCCUGCUGCACUUGGUGGCCUCCACAACCCAACUGUACAGUCUGCCCUGCUGCAGGCUCAUCCCACUUCUGCUUUGGAGAACUUCACUUCUCAACCCAACAGCUUCACCAACUACCCUGCAGGCCCAGGAAACCCCUUCCCCCUCCAACCAGGCCUGCACCCCCAGUUGGGUUGGCAGUGAAACCUACAAUACUUGUGAAACCUUUAGUGAAAACGUAACACUGACUGCUGCCACACGUCUCAGCAGAUGGUGCAAUUUAUGUUUGUCCUUGAACCCAGAAGAGCAAAUGACAGUUUAAUUACUGUGUAUGAGUUACUGAUAGAAGUAACACUACCCUGGGAACAGGUGAAAUGGUCUUUGGGGGGAAAAGGCAUAUUUAUAAUAUUGAUAGUGAACAGUUGUAAAUAUCAGUUGUCAAAGUUGUUAGUUCUACAAGUAGACUGUGAUUGAUUCCAUUGUUAGCCUGACUUGCCUGUUUUUAAUCAAGCUUAGAACAUUUAUAAAUGAAUAAUGAAUUAUAGAGGAUUAGAAAAAUCCACGACAUCAUGAAAUGAACUGAUCUUAGUCCUGAUAUAGUAUUUCAUGGCCAAUUACAGAGGAAAGGAAAUGCUAUUGAAUUUGAUUGGCCUGCAUCAAAUAUAGUAUUGUAACAUAAUUUUUUGAUGACUUAAAGUGUCCCUGUUAUGCUCAUUUAUAAUCUAAAAAAAUUGCAGCGCAGUGGUCUUCUUAACAUGUGAGAAUGUUAAGUUUGUCUGACAGUGUCUCAGUUUUAAUGCGAGGAUUUUAGCAGUACAGUGAGGGCCUGUUUACGUUGGUAGCGAUGAGCCGUGUCACCAUUUCAUGCUCAUUCUGUUGAGGUAAAUGGGGAACAGCCUUAUUUGCAACUAAGCUGUUUUAAAAUACAGUUAAUGUGAGUACGGCAUGCAGAAGUGGGGCAGACAGAUGCAGUCGUUUUAGCCACAGAAACAGUUUGUGUGUUGUUGCCACCAGAAACAAAAGUAAUUCACUGGUUCCUCAGAUGCCGGGAGUGCACGAAGGCUCAUGCGUUUGCUUUUGUAGCUGUCAACAUUUGGGGUGCUCUUUUAUAGCUGCAUUUUAGCCUUAGAAUUGGCACAACUGCGGAACAACACGCUAAAAUGUGCAUUUGGGGGCACCUGGGUGGCUUAGCGGUGAAGCCGGCGACCACAUACACAUGCCGCGCUGCGGUGCGGUGCAGGCGGCACAGGUUCACGUCCCAGCCUAUCGCCAGUUUGCCUGCAUGUCUUCCCCUGUAUCUUUCCCCAUUUCCUGUCUCUCUCCACUGUCAAUAAAAGCCGCUGUGGCCAAAAAUGCAAAAAAAUAAAUAAAUAAAAUAAAAUGUGCAUUUGGCAGCUCUAGACAAUUGUGUUUUUGUUUUGUUUUUUUUUUUGUCUUUUUGCUUUUCAGUGAACAUAUUUGUGACUGCAAUUUCCUGUGAUUCUUUCGUUUACAAUGUUUAUUUCACAUGUGAAACUGCUGCAACUGUUACUGCAACAUUUGACAAACUGUAUGCAGAUAUUUUUAGACUUUUUAACUUUUCUGAUCAGAUUUAACAACAGAGUGCUGGCUGUGCUUUUCUCCUCAGUCGCUCUCUGUCUUACAGGGAUUAUCUCAGUGACAGUGACCUUUGUCUUAAUGAGUAAUAGAUGUUUUGUAUGUUACACAGUUUUUGCUUUAUUUUUUGCCCUCUUUUUUGCCAGUGAACUGCUGGUUACUGUAUUGAUUGUGAUGCCAUUACUGUCAACAUUUCUUUAAUAAAAAUACUGGAG
Messenger RNA from Archocentrus centrarchus (flier cichlid), 4295 nucleotides. RefSeq names its product proline and serine rich 1 (gene proser1). The transcript has 12 exons. The record is from RefSeq and is a predicted model, not a curated record. NCBI's taxonomy places the organism in Eukaryota, Metazoa, Chordata, Actinopteri, Cichliformes, Cichlidae. The coding region runs from base 349 to 2688 and encodes 779 amino acids.